Molecule: messenger RNA, 1077 nt
Organism: Malassezia vespertilionis
Lineage: Eukaryota; Fungi; Basidiomycota; Malasseziomycetes; Malasseziales; Malasseziaceae
Exons: 1
Coding region: 1-1077 (358 amino acids)
Source: RefSeq, a predicted model, not a curated record
AUGGGAUUUGCCGAAUAUGUUGCGGCAUGCCGCGCAAAAUUUAGCGGGGAAGAGGACGACGUGCUUCAUGCAGCGUGUGAUUUUGUUUUUGCAAUGCAGAGCUAUGCGAUGGCUGCGCACGGCAUCCGUGCAUUGCCGCUACGUCGCGCAGCGCAGGAUGUGCAGGACGCGAUUAGGCGCGGUGCAGUCAAGUCUGCACGAGCACAAGAAGCGAUUACCCAGGGUAUGCAGUCGCUGCAUGAUAUGGUAGAGCACACGGAAGGCGUAUGCAUGACCCUCGCCAAAGCCUACAGUGACACGCAAAAAACGGCGACCAUGCAGCGUAGCACGGCAGAAACGCUGAAGGAUGAGCGCAAGCAGCUUGAUAUGCAAGUUGCCAAGUUUGAAAAAGAGAAGCGCGCCUACAAAUCCAAGUAUCGCGAGUGUGUUGCGCUGCAAAAUGCUACAGAAGAGCGAGCGGCUGCGUUGGAGGAGACAAGAGUGCGGCUCGAGCGUGAGCAUGCACAUCAUCUUGCACGGGCCCAUGAGGGUCUGGCCAGCGCAAAAAGUGCGAGCGUGGAUGCCAUACGACGCGCAACGCUGCGUGAGCAGGAAGCAGAGGCAAGUAUUUCGUCAGCACGCGAUUCUGUGCGGGCGGCCGAGGAACGUGCAGCAGAAGCGCUCCAAGCGCUUCAGGAAACGCGCGCAAAAGACCAGCGGCUUGCUGACCAAAUGCGCAGUAUGCAGAGCGCUCUCGAGCGUGCGAAAGACAAGCAGCGCGCGAUGCGUGCGCAGCUGGACAAACAAGCACACAAGCAAAAACAGGACAGCAGCCCCGCACGAUCCUCUCAAGCGGCCCCUUGCUCGCCGCGCAGCGUCACGAGGGAAGCAUGUGCAGUUCCACGCUCGCCGCUUGCGCCGAAACGCCGAAACGAGGUGCUGGACGAUUUAGAUGAUACCCACUUCCCGAUGCCCGGUGGUAAUUGUACACGGCCAUGGAGCGUACCUAAGCCGAAACAAGCGACACUGGAUACGUGGGCGCCGAAAAAGCACCCUGUGGUGCUUGGACCACGCCGGCGUGCACGUCCAAUUACGUAG